Glarea lozoyensis ATCC 20868 is the source of this 237-nucleotide messenger RNA. RefSeq lists its product as uncharacterized. The record is from RefSeq and is a predicted model, not a curated record. NCBI's taxonomy places the organism in Eukaryota, Fungi, Ascomycota, Leotiomycetes, Helotiales, Helotiaceae. The transcript has a single exon. Bases 1 to 237 code for a protein of 78 amino acids.
AUGAACGACGUCUCAUUCGCUGGCAAUGCGUCUGGAGGUGGAUUCGCAAUGGACUUGGCCCUGGAGAGCGUUCGGGACUGGGGAGCUUCUCAUCUCACGCCCCCUGGAACUCGCAGGCCAAAAAACGGUGCAGCAGUCGUGAGAGGUGAGGUUGGAUCUGUCGACUCUUCUCCUCGAUCUCCUCUUUUGUACAACGCGACGCCAUUCUAUUUUUUGUCCCGUCUCCAGCUGGCUUGA